UCCUAACUCCUAAUGCGUUUCUGUGUACUGUGUUAUGUGUUGUAUAAUAAAUAAUAUAAAUUAAAAUUGUUAAAUAGUAAAUACCUACACCUAUAUUUAGUAGGUAUAGAAAAGAACAUAAUCAUAAUAUAGUUAAAUGAUAUUUUGUGCAUGCCUACAACUUUGUAAUAAAAUAAAAAAACUGAAGUGUGAAGGUACCUAUUGUCGAUUUAGAUGUGCUUCGUAUUGUGAAUUGCAAUCCAUACUUAACGAAAUCUAAUUUUUUUAUGUAUAUAAUUUUGUUCUAAUACAUUCUUGAAAUAAGACAACACUUCAAAUAAAAAUGUUUUUCUUAUAAUAUAUCCGUCAUCGGACUAAGUUGAAUUAUGUCAAAUUUUUCAUUGUUCAAUUGUACAUUUAUUUAUUGCUAAAUGGAAUCAGUAAACAUCGAAACUAAAGAUGACAUUUUGCAAAGACAUAGAAAUGAGAAAAAAGACAUGCAAUGUAAGAUUCAAUCAAUGAAGAAGUCGGUAGCAAAGGGUGAUCGGAAAAAGAAGAAAGAAGUUGCUGAGCAAACAGCAGAAAUUGAAGCCAAAUUAAAGCAUAAACAUUUAGAAGAAUUAAGUACAUUUACAGAGGAAAAUGAAGAACCUUCUCUGAUUAAAAGUUUACAAGAAGUUAAAAUUAAUGAUACUACUACUAAAGUUAGUAGAGCUGAAAAACGGCGAUCAAAAAAAAUCACUCAAUUGAAGGAGAGACAAGCAUUAAUUGAAGAACAUGAUAUUCAAAACAUUGGUGGUACACGACAUAUAGAAACUCAAACUUUAGUUAAGAAACUCAAAAAUCUGGGUUUUGUUAUUUUUGAUAUUCCUUCAGAUGGUAAUUGCUUAUACAGUGCUAUUGUACACCAGCUUAAAGAAGUAUGUGGACAAACUUUUACUGUAUCUGAAAUUCGACUUAAAACUUCUGACUUUAUCAAAUGCAACAAAGAUGACUUUAUCCCUUAUUUAAGUCAUCCAGAUACUGGAGAAAUGUUAACAGAUCAACAAUUUAUUGAAUAUUGCUAUCAAGUAGCAAAUUCAGUUCAAUGGGGUGGUGAAAUUGAACUAAGAGCUUUAUCCCAUAUAUUCAAAAUACCAAUCAAAGUAAUUCAAGCUGAAGGAUCUGAUAUCACUAUUGGAAUAGAGUAUACUAGUUGUAAUAAAGUAUUAACAUUAGUGUUUCAUCGGCAUAUGUAUGGUUUAGGUGAACAUUAUAAUUCUGUAUGCUCAAUUUAGUGUAUUCAUGUUGUAUACUGAAUGUUUCUAAUAUUGAUUAAAUAUAUAAUUCAUUUGAAAAUUAA
This is a messenger RNA of Aphis gossypii (cotton aphid), 1321 nucleotides long. Its product is annotated as deubiquitinase OTUD6B. The coding region runs from base 411 to 1256 and encodes 281 amino acids. Lineage: Eukaryota; Metazoa; Arthropoda; Insecta; Hemiptera; Aphididae. Gene Ontology annotation, molecular function: cysteine-type deubiquitinase activity. The transcript is spliced from 2 exons. Gene Ontology annotation, biological process: protein deubiquitination. The record is from RefSeq and is a predicted model, not a curated record.